AUGCACACCAUCGCCUUUUUCUUUCUUUCGAUCCUCGCCCUACUUGUACAGGCUGACCUCGAGACAGAGCUGCCCGAUGUAGCGCAAUCCGAAUAUGCAGACGGUAUCCGCUCUCGAAUCGCGCAGAGUGCUCGGUUUUGGGGGAAAAGAGACACCGUCAAGUCGAAAGUCGGUGGAUCGCGAAUUUUCUGGGGGAAACGCUUGUUGGAUGAGCCGGCCGCCGAGGACCAAAUCGGAGAGGAUUCUGACAUGAAUUUGUUGUUACCAAUCGAGGUGCAAGAGCGAAUUCCAAAAUCGGUGGUCAUCGUCCCGCCGAAGCUUCAUCUAUCGAGUCGAUUCUGGGGCAGAAAA
Molecule: messenger RNA, 351 nt
Organism: Mesorhabditis belari
Lineage: Eukaryota; Metazoa; Nematoda; Chromadorea; Rhabditida; Rhabditidae
Source: the annotation of a GenBank genome assembly